AUGAGCGAGGAUGCUGCGGUACUUACAGCCGAAAAUGACAUGUGCCAGCUUUCCUCGAGCUUCGGCCUUGAGAGCUUCCACCAUGGGCCUGUACAUCAGCAAAUACUGGGGCGCUUGGGAGGGGUUUCGACGAAGCACAAUUUGCUUAUGCACAACCAAAAUAUGAGCAAUUCUCUAUCAGAAAACUUUAUCCUGGACUCGUUUCCGUUUGUGUCGAAUCCAGAGUACGAUUUAAACGGCUUUUUAACCCAGGCGGUACCAUUCACACAGAUGGUGACGGAGCAGGAGGAGAACAAUAUAAACACGGAUGCAAAAUCACUGACAAGCAUGUCUUGUAUGCUGCCCAUGGAACGAGCUGGAGCUCCACAAGGUUUACCGCGGAUAGAUCCCAAUGCCCCAUUGACACACGACACCUACUGUUCGCUCUAUUUUCCAACAAAGGAUACUGGAAAUUUUGACCCCAUGGUCUCUGUGGUAAUGCCAGUAAUCUCCGACGAGGCCGCAUUAUCUACAGGAAUGAAAUCGGUAUCGCUCGCACUAAAACGAAGCCCGAGCGCUGUUAUCAUGCCCACAAUAGCGAAGCAGUCCGCCACCGAGGCUACAGAACAGGGGGUUCUCUUGCACAAGCACAUUUCUGCGCGAUUGUACGAGUGCUCCAUUUGCCACAAGAUGUUUGAGCGUGCUUAUAACCGAAAAAUGCACCUCGCCACCCAUGAAGCCAUUGAGAACCGCUUAAAACCCUUUGUUUGUCCUGUGGAGAGCUGUGGGAAACGCUUCGCACGCAAGCACGAUAAGAAUCGACAUUAUACAGGGGUUCAUCUUCGUACACGGAGACCUGCCGGCGAAUACACCUUCAAACCCAAUGAAAUGUCAAGCAUGUCGCUGAAAUCGGAGCUUUAG
Molecule: messenger RNA, 900 nt
Organism: Malassezia vespertilionis
Lineage: Eukaryota; Fungi; Basidiomycota; Malasseziomycetes; Malasseziales; Malasseziaceae
Exons: 1
Coding region: 1-900 (299 amino acids)
Biological process (GO): regulation of DNA-templated transcription
Molecular function (GO): DNA-binding transcription factor activity, RNA polymerase II-specific; RNA polymerase II cis-regulatory region sequence-specific DNA binding
Source: RefSeq, a predicted model, not a curated record